Megalopta genalis is the source of this 4370-nucleotide messenger RNA. RefSeq names its product ventral veins lacking (gene vvl). Gene Ontology annotation, biological process: brain development; regulation of transcription by RNA polymerase II. Lineage: Eukaryota; Metazoa; Arthropoda; Insecta; Hymenoptera; Halictidae. Gene Ontology annotation, molecular function: RNA polymerase II cis-regulatory region sequence-specific DNA binding; DNA-binding transcription factor activity, RNA polymerase II-specific. The record is from RefSeq and is a predicted model, not a curated record. Gene Ontology annotation, cellular component: nucleus.
UCGGGAACCUCGAGCGAGCUGCGAGGCGAGGCAGUCAGUCGCUCUCAGCUACGACAUGCAUAACGCAUGAGAGAGCUCGAGCGAGAUCUUUUGCGAGCCGUCGUCGUCUCUCCUCUCGCGCGCACACACUCUCUCUCGCUCUCGCGGCCACACACUCGCGCACGGGAGAGACUGAACCGUACGCGAGGAAAGCGUACACGCGCGCACCGCCGGAGAAGACGCCACCGUGAGCACCUUUUACUCGUCUGCUGUGCUGCUCCUGGUCCUGGUGUGCUCGUCGCUUCGCCAGCAAUCGCCAGUAAUCGUCAGCAAUCGGCAGCCGUGGAUUCGCGUACCCGCUGGAGGAUAAACCCGCUCGUGUACCGGUCCAGCGUUCUCGUCGGGUCGCGUCCGCGCCGAAUCUCGGCCCGCGAGUGUCGCGUCGUGCUUCGUUUCCGACGAGGAUCCACGAGUUUUCGUACGGUCGUCAGUGAUACCACCGCCGGUGAUGAGUGAUCCCCGAUAAAGAACCGAUCGACCGUCGCGAGUGAUCUACUUGUUCGUACGUGACCCGGGUUACCCGAGCUCUGGUGUCGGGGUGUCCGAGAGACCAGUCGGGUCAGGACGCGGUGAGACCGUCACCGACGGGGACACUCCCCGGAGGACUCGAAGCCACUUUCGUGGCUGUCCCUUGUUCUCGACUCCGCUGUCACGGAUUUCCUUCGGCGGUCCGGCAAACUAUGGACUACGAGUUGUUCGCACGCGCAACCAUGUCGCUGAUCAAGGAUUUCGAGUGCCCCCGCGAACGAUGGACUGUGCGCUACGUGUGACUCGUAGAGAUAGAGAACAACAAGGACUCUGAGGAUCUCGCAGGAGCUUCACGUUGGUGAUCGUAUAAAGUUUGGUGCGAGGAUUCUAGACGUUGUAUGAGAACAGUGAUUACCGACGACGAUCCGAGGAAGCGCAGAGAGCCAACGUCGGCGGCGAGAAGGAGCAAGAGAAGGAAGAGAGUCGAGGGGUGCCCUGUCGGGGCAGCCCGAUUCGGGUGAUCGUCGGGAGCGUGGCCAGACGUUGGACAAAACAUCGAGAAACAAGAGAGCGGGUUUCGCGAAACCUCGGACGAGGGGAAGUAGAUGGCCGCUACCACGUACAUGCCGAUUGGUAGCGCAGUGUCGUCCGAGCUUGAUGGUGGUUCGGGUACCGGGAUCGGGAUGAACAUCGCCGUGGGUGGCUACUCCUCGAGCUCGCCUCGCAGCGCCGCCGACGCCGGGGAGAUGAAGUACAUGCCGGCGCCGCAACAUCAUCACCAUCAUCAUCAUCAUCACCAGGUGACGUCGUCCCCGUCGCCGAAUGGGCUCUCGCACCCGACGGCGUCGCUCUCGGCGGCGAACCCCUGGGUCAGCCUGCAGCCGAGCAGCGACCACUGGGCGUCCUCGAUGGGGAUGCAUCACACCAGCCAUCACCCUCAUCAUCAUCCGCACCAGACGAAUGCCGGGCUGGACGUGAAGCCCUUGGCGGCGGCGGCGGCGACGGCCGCGGCCGCGGCCGCUGCGGCCAACGACCAGUCGAUGCACCCGCACCGCGGCGGGCCCCAUCAGUCCCCUGGCAUGGCCUCGCCGCAUCCUUGGCACGCGCCGGUCGUCCCGUCGGCGCAUUACAAUCCGUCGGGUGGCGCGGCCUCGCCCACCGCCCUGCAACAAUACCACGCCGCGAUGAACGGCAUGCUGCACACGCACCCGCACCAACACCAUCCCCAGCUGCACAACCACCAGACCGGCCUGCAUCCGAACCUGAGGGACCCGGGCUCGCCGGUCGGUCACGCGCUCCACCCGGGCCACGCGCACGACCGGGACCAUAGCGCCGGCGAGGACGAACAGCCGACCUCCGACGAUCUCGAGGCGUUCGCGAAACAGUUCAAACAGCGGAGAAUCAAGCUCGGAUUUACCCAGGCGGACGUCGGGCUCGCGCUAGGUACCCUUUACGGGAACGUCUUCUCGCAGACGACGAUAUGCAGGUUCGAGGCUCUGCAGCUGAGCUUCAAGAACAUGUGCAAGCUGAAGCCGCUGCUGCAGAAGUGGCUCGAGGAGGCGGACUCGACGACCGGCUCGCCGACGAGCAUCGACAAGAUCGCCGCCCAGGGCAGGAAACGGAAGAAGCGCACCUCGAUCGAGGUGUCGGUGAAGGGCGCCCUCGAGCAACACUUUCACAAACAGCCGAAACCGUCCGCCCAGGAGAUCACCACCCUCGCGGACAGCCUGCAGCUCGAGAAGGAGGUGGUCAGGGUGUGGUUCUGCAACCGACGGCAGAAGGAGAAGAGGAUGACGCCGCCGAACACGCUCGGCGACGGUAUCAUGGAGGGCAUGCCGCCCGGCCACCAAGGACAGGCGGGUCUGCAUCAGGGUUACCAUCCGCAGGAUCACCUCCACGGCAGUCCCAUGGGCCACAGCCACAGUCCGCCUAUGCUCAGUCCUCAGGGUCUCACGGCCCACUCGUUGGCGGCCCACUAGCGUUCGCCCGGGCCUCCCCCGUUGGGCCUUUCGAUAACCUCGCAGAACUCGGCGAACAAUCAUCCGGUGGCGUCCUCGCCGCCGGACACGCUCCCUCCGUUCUAUCACCACUACCUGCAGGCGCGGACCGGCAGCUACUCCACCAACUCGUAGCCGUGGUCGCAGAGCGGUCUAGACGCGACUCGUUCGCGAUAUUCGUGCUUCUGAAUCGACGCGCCCUUUGAACGAAGGGAGCCUUUGUUUAUCCUGGACGGCACACAGCUUGCACACCGAAACGAGCCACGAUCCUUCAAUCGCUCGUGAUUUGUCGUCGCGCGAGAAGAGUGCGCGCGUGGGUGCGUGCGUGCGUGUGCGUCCGCGUUGAGGGAGUUGGUUCGCCAACGUCUCUCGUCGUCGAGAUUUAACGGGGUUUCACGAGGCCGAGCCCGGAUCAUCGGGGAGGCUUGUAACCGGGCACGAUUCGACGGUGAAUCGUGCCUGCACCAGACAGACACCGUCUCGGUAUCGUCGUCCAGCUACGCCAGGGAGUUGUAUCGUGUUCUUCAUCGUCUCGAGAAUCACGCGACGGGGACCAGAGCGGCGCACAGUUCCUGUUGUCCACCAUCGAGGAUCGAGCAUUGUUUGCUCGUCGACGUUUUCCCCGUGAUCGAUACCUAACCCCCUGUGUCGGAAAGUGCGUAACUCGUCCGCGGUCGACUCGAUCCGUCCGUUUUCAUACCCGUUCGUUCGUUCGUUCGUCUCGAAGGACCCUCCGUGGUUUCGCCCACGCCGUCGCCGUUGUCGUUGUUUUGUCGUUUUGCGACGGUGAGAAAAAUCGACGGGGAACGAAAACGAGAAUAAGUGCGCGCUCGAGGGACGUUUUCUGUGCAUCGACGAACGACGGGAAGCCGUCCUUCGGGGAUAAGCGACGGAUGGACGGACGGACGUACACGGCCGUGUAUAUAAUACCGAAACAGAAAAACGAAAGGAACACGCAGCCGGAGGCGAAGAGCGGUGUACGUUCGAGCGGGAUUUGUUCUCGGCAAACCCGCCGGAUGAUGUAACAUAAGUAAAUAUGGACUGUAAAUAAUGUACUAGAUAAAGCUAGUAAGUUAAGUGUGAGAGCGCGCAAGCGUCGACGUUUGUUCGUUCACAUCGUCGUCUUCGUGGUCGUCUUCGUCGUCUUCGUCGUCGUCGUCGUCGAAGUCGUCGUCGUCGUCGUCGUCGUCGUCGCAGCCGCCACCGACGGGCUCAGGAAAACGCGAGAGUGGUUCUGUUCUCGAGGCCCGUCGGAGGAUCGAGGGAGCUGCGAGGAAUCGAGAGAAAAUCGGAUGGGAACGACGCCGAGCGCUCGCUAUGCUCUCGAGGCGCCGCGGCAAAAGUAAACGAAAAGACAUAAAAGAACAAAAAUGGACACGCGUGACGAACGGGGAAAAAAAAGAGAGACGCGCGUGUCCGGAAACGUGUGCCGAAUCCUAGCGACAGCGGAACCCCCUCGCAAAGAAAAACCCCUUCUGUAUAAAGAUUUCCUGACCUCGGAUCAUCGAACGUUCCACGGAUCCCUCCCGGUCCCGCCAGCCGCAGGGCCCGAGACGCGCAGGAUCCACCUCGAGGCAGCCAUCGGCGUCUUCAACCCGGUCCUCCGGAAGUGCAGGGCGAUGGUGCACCGGUAUUUUCGAACAUGGAAACGGUCUGGAUCGUCGUCGGAUUCGAGCUUACAGAUUUGUCUCGUAUCGUCCAGAUGCAAGCGAUCGUUCUUCUCCCAGGGUCCUGUCGUCGCAGCGAGGCAUCGUGUCAGUGUGGAAAUGCAUACAUUACAUAGAAUUACGGUAUAAAUUGUGUUAAAUCAAUGUUAAUCGCUGUAGCGAAGUGGGGUAUUAACAAUAAAUACAUUAUUUUAUGUAA